Molecule: messenger RNA, 585 nt
Organism: Vanrija pseudolonga
Lineage: Eukaryota; Fungi; Basidiomycota; Tremellomycetes; Trichosporonales; Trichosporonaceae
Exons: 3
Coding region: 1-585 (194 amino acids)
Source: RefSeq, a predicted model, not a curated record
AUGGCCGUCAACAUCAUGUUACCCCUCCUCCUAGCAGGCGAGCCCUCCCGCCGAGCAUACCUCCCCAGGCCCGCGUCGCAAGACCUCCUCCGCCGCCUCGAGUCGGGCUCAGUCGGGCCACUCAAAGCCGAGACACUACUAGGGAAGCACGUCACCUCGCUCGGCGAAGACGGCGAGCCGCUGUCCACCAUCGCCAACGAGCUAGAAUACAUGGAGAUGCGGAUCGACCCGUCCCUUGCGCCUGCGUUCAUCGCCGCACGCGAAGAACACGCCCUCGGCGAGUCGGAGGCGCUUGGCCGGCGCGGGCUGGUACACCAGGCGACCAAGAGCCUCGAGGCGAGCAGGAAGCGACGUGCCGACCAGCGAGCACCGCCCGCAUAUGUCGGCGAUGGAGGAGCGCCGGCCGGGCCAGCCCCCGACGCCGCGACUACGCGCCUGCUGGCCCAGCUCCGUGCGGCCGAGGACGCGCGGAGGGCCGCGGUGGAUAUGUACCUCGCUGUCGAGGCGGAGCGGGCGCUGCUCGAGGCGCGGGUGCGGGAGGCAGAGGGCCGGCUGGCGGCGUGUACAUGCUCUGCAUCGCGUUAG